Polistes canadensis is the source of this 2393-nucleotide messenger RNA. RefSeq names its product cytochrome P450 6k1-like. Gene Ontology annotation, molecular function: oxidoreductase activity, acting on paired donors, with incorporation or reduction of molecular oxygen; heme binding; monooxygenase activity. The transcript has 5 exons. Lineage: Eukaryota; Metazoa; Arthropoda; Insecta; Hymenoptera; Vespidae. The record is from RefSeq and is a predicted model, not a curated record.
UACGUCAAAAUCAGUAAAAAAAAGUGUCGUGUUUCAAGUUAGAGUCGAGGAAUAAGAAUAUUAUYAAUCAUUAUAGAAUGACAUGAAAGAAAUUAACUACGACUUCAGAUGCUUAUUGUGCAGAAAGAUACUGGAAAGGGAAACUAUGAAGAGGGGGACAUUACGUUAAUAAUAUAAGUUCUAUCGAACGCAGUGAUUGCAACAUGAGUUUCCGAAGACAGUUCACCAGUCAUCAUUACGAGGAGAAACUAAUAGUUUUGUUCUUAGAAAAGUAGAAUAAACGCGUGCAAAAAAAAAAAUUUUAUAACAAUAUUACAGUUUGUGAAAUUAUUUGUAAAUUAUUUAUAAAAUUAUUGUGGAACAUAUUUUAUAGUUGAUGAGAGGAAUUUUUGUUUAUUAUAAAAUCUCAAGGACCGAAAAGAAAUUGAAAAAAUAAAAAAAUGGCAUUUGUGACACCAUACUGGGGUCUCGACGGUAUCAUAAUUUUUUUAUCAUUUUGGGUAGCCGCGUAUUUUUACAUGACGAGAAAAUUUAAGUAUUGGAAAAAUCGUGGCAUAACAGAAAUCCCACCUGUUCCUUUUAUCGGUAACUUUUGGGAUUCGAUUUUCAUGAAAAAAUCAUCCGGGGAAUUUGUAAAGGAAUUGUACGAUCAAUCGAAAGGAUUGCCCUACGUGGGUUUCUUCAUUUUUGACAAGCCUUCGAUUUUGAUACGUGAUCCCGAAUUAGUGAAACUCGUUCUGGUCAAAGAUUUCAAUUAUUUCUCAGACCGAUAUGCCUCACCUGACGUCCACGAUCGUUUGGGUUACGCUAAUUUAUUUAUGAUGAAAAAUCCUGGUUGGAAGGUUCUCCGUGUUAAAUUAGCGCCGAUAUUUACGUCUGGCAAAGUGAAGUAAAUGUUCGAUUUCAUGCUAGAAAUCGGCACAGAUCUCGACAAAUAUCUCGAAUCUUUGAACUUGGGAGAUAAAGAGAAAAAUCUCGAAAUGAAAGAAAUUUGUGCAAAAUUUACAACCGAUUUGAUCGGUACGACCGCUUUCGGUAUUCGCGCCAAUUCUCUGAGCAAUCCUGAUGCCGAUUUUCGCAAAUAYGGUAGAAAGAUCUUCGACUACRACAUWAAACGUGGCUUCGAMUUCUUGUCGAUAUUUUUUAUCCCUGGAAUCGUCAAAUYGAYGGGGGCAACAUUUUUCGGCAAAGAAGUGAGCAACUUUUUACGUACYMUCUUCUGGCAAGUCWUCRACGAAAGAAUUGCUUCUGGUCWUAAGAGGAACGAUCUGAUCGAUUUGWUGAUCGAAUUGAAWAACACUUACGGUGACCAAGAUCUYGGCGGAUUCAGAUUUAGCGGUGACGAUUUGGUAGCACAAACAGCUGUCUUCUUUUCUGGCGGUUUUGAAACAUCCUCAACGGUUAUGGCCUUUACUCUUUACGAAUUAGCACUUAAUCAGGAAAUACAGACAAAACUUAGACAAGAGAUUCUGGAUACUUUAAAUGAAAAUGACGGAAAAGUUUCUUACGAUAUGAUAAAUUCCAUGACAUACAUGGACAUGGUCGUUUCCGAAACGUUACGAAUGUAUCCUCCAUUAGGAUUUUUGGAUCGAGUUGCUACUAAUGAUUACAAAUUACCAGAUUCAGAUGUAAUCAUUGAAAAGGGUACUCCAAUUAUGAUAUCAAUGAUUGGUAUGCAUUACGAUGAACAGUACUUUCUUAAUCCUACAAAAUUUGAUCCUGAACGAUUUAAUAAUGUCAAUAAGAAAAGCAGACCCGGUUACGUUUAUUUUCCGUUUGGUGAAGGACAACGUAUUUGUAUAGGUUCACGAAUUGGAUUAUUGCAAGCAAAAUUAGGGAUUUUACAUUUACUCAAACAACACGAAUAUUCUCCGUCCGAGCAUACAACAGUACCGAUGCGUUUAAAUCCAAAGGGUUUGACAGCAUCGCCAAUCAAUGGAAUACAGUUGAAUGUUCGAAAAUUCUUUUAGAAUGUUGCUUAAAUAUGUUCGAAGGAUUUCACACAAAUGUAGUAAUUAUUUUAGUGUAGAUUUAAUGAUUUCAUUUUUAAAGGAACCUAAAAAUUAUUGGAUUAAUCUGUUCUUCUUUUUUGAUAUAAUUGGACAUCGUUUUCUUUUCAAAUGUUUUCUUUUACUUAUUCGCAUUUUUAAAGAUACACGAGGAAAAUUCCACUUUUUUAGAUUUUGUUUUUUUUCUUAAUUCGGUACGAUUAUUUGUGAUUUAUGUUUGUGUAUUGUGUAUACUGUUUAUUUCACUCGGAUAAUUUUCUUUUACAAAACAGAUAAAACUGUCUAUGUUAUUAAAAUUUAAGGAUCAUUUACAUAAUGACAUUGCAACAAUAUAUUUUUUAAUUACGACAUCUUGCAAUUAAAUGGAAUGAUAGAUACCAUGUA